Messenger RNA from Paramecium pentaurelia, 1104 nucleotides. Lineage: Eukaryota; Ciliophora; Oligohymenophorea; Peniculida; Parameciidae. The record is from the annotation of a GenBank genome assembly.
AUGAAACAAUAAAAAUGGGCUAAUUUCAUUGAAGAAUUAGGAGAAUCUAAGUACGAAGAGUUGAAUGAAAAACAUCUAAAGUCUAUUGUCAAGUUGCCAAAAGAAAAAAUGACAUUUCUUGAAUUAUAACAUUAUUUAAGCAAUGACUUUUAAGUGCUUUUUAAUGAGGAUAGCACAAGAAGUAAGUGGCAUUAGAAAGAUUAAUAUUUGCUGAUUUGGUGUGUUGUUAAAUUAGUAGAGAAAAGAAACAUACAAUAUAAUGAAUCGGUAUUUAUGAGGGUUAAGUUUGCAUUAUAGCUUUAAAAGGGUGUUUUUGAAUACUUGUCUAGUUUCCUAGGACUCUCUGCGGAUUUCCUUUUAGAAAAAUGGAUGAGUCUACUAAAACAAUCCUUAAAAGAAAUGCCCUGGAAACAAGAAGAAGAUGAAAUAAUGAUUGAAUUAAGGAAGUAUUGAUUAAUAUUAAAGAAAGAUAAUACCCAAACAAAGGUUGGACUUAUAUAGCGAAAGAAUUUAAUCGAAAAACUAAAAAUAUAAGGUAUUAAAAGUAGAUACGCGAAAGGUAUAAUAAUGUCAUUAAUCCAAAUAUAAAUAAGUAAAUCUUAAUUAUAUUCAAUAGAAAGCCAUUCACUCAUUAAGAGAAAUAAUUAAUCAUGCUGAAAGCUUACUAAUUAAAGAAGAAUUGGGCAGGUAUCUCAAAAUUAAUGCCAGGACGCACUGAUAAUAAAAUUAAAAACUGUUAUAACUCAAUAGUCAAAAAAAUUGCAAAAAAAAUACAUUUUGUAUGUCUCAAAUAUAUCUUAGGAUAAAGCUAAUCCCAAAUAAGAGUAACUAAUUUUAGAAUAUAUAUAACAAUACAAUACUUAUGAACCUGAUGAGUUAGCUAAUCAGAUAGAUUUAGAUUAAAAAAAUUAAAGUCUUAUCAAAGUUGAACAUGUUAAUGAAAACUCCAAUACCUCUAAUAAUCAGCAUAAUAUCUCCCCUUUUAUCCCAAGUCUUUAGCCAUUACCAAUCAUAUAUGGCCAUUAUUAUUAGAACUUAUAUUAACCUUAAUAUAUUGGAUAUCCUAUUUAUUUUUUUAAAAAAGCUGAAACAAGACAAUUAUGA